Molecule: messenger RNA, 1485 nt
Organism: Chenopodium quinoa (quinoa)
Lineage: Eukaryota; Viridiplantae; Streptophyta; Magnoliopsida; Caryophyllales; Amaranthaceae
Product: eukaryotic translation initiation factor 2 subunit alpha homolog
Exons: 7
Coding region: 219-1247 (342 amino acids)
Cellular component (GO): eukaryotic translation initiation factor 2B complex; eukaryotic 48S preinitiation complex; multi-eIF complex
Molecular function (GO): translation initiation factor activity; ribosome binding; RNA binding
Source: RefSeq, a predicted model, not a curated record
UUUAAUUCCCAUGUUUCAAAAAAAUUUAAUUCCCCAAAACGACGACGUUUUUAAACCCCACGCAAACCUUCCCAUAAAAGAAUACAGAAAAUAUAAAAACAACCCAGCAGCAACAAUUCACCACCCUUUUUAAAAUCAUCUUCUUCUCAAACUCUCCCAAAAAAAAAAAACCCUAAUUCCCAAAUUUCCCCUCUUUCUCUCUCCUCCGAAUCGCAUCAAUGGCAGGCGGAGGCCCCAAUUUGGAAUGUCGGAUGUACGAAUCUCGAUACCCAGAAGUGGAUAUGGCGGUAAUGAUUCAGGUGAAGAACAUCGCAGACAUGGGUGCGUAUGUUUCUCUUUUGGAGUACAACAAUAUCGAAGGAAUGAUCCUUUUCUCUGAACUUUCUCGUCGUCGUAUUCGGAGUGUUAACAGUCUUAUUCGGGUGGGUCGUACUGAACCCGUUAUGGUUCUUAGGGUUGAUAAGGAAAAGGGUUACAUCGAUCUUAGUAAACGUAGGGUUUCUGAAGAAGAUAUUGCUCAAUGUGAGGAACGCUAUAAUAAGAGUAAGCUUGUUCAUUCGAUUAUGCGUCAUGUUGCCGAAACUAUGAACAUGGAUUUGGAGGAUUUAUACAUACGUAUAGGGUGGCCUCUGUAUCGGAAGUAUGGUCAUGCUUUUGAGGCGUUCAAGGUAAUUGUGAAUGACCCUGACACUAUUUUGGAUCCACUCACCUAUGAAGUCAAAGAAACCGGUCCUGAUGGUCAGGAGGUUACAAAAGUGAUUCCUGCUGUAACCCCAGAGAUCAAGGUUUCUCUGAUUAAGAAUAUUAGACGAAGAAUGACUCCUCAGCCUCUAAAAAUCCGUGCUGAUAUUGAAAUGAAAUGUUUCCACUUUGACGGAGUGCUUCAUAUCAAGGAAGCUAUGCGUAAAGCUGAAGCCUCUGGAACAGAAGAUUGCCCUGUGAAAAUUAAACUAGUUGCUCCACCACUUUAUGUCUUGACCACUCAGACUCUUGAUAAGGAACAAGGUCUUGCCACCCUUCACAAGGCAAUUGAAGCUUGUACUAAAGAAAUUGAACAUCACAAGGGAAAGCUGGUGGUGAAGGAGGCGCCAAGAACUGUGAGUGAAAGGGAUGAUAAACUAUUCCUGGAGCAGUUGGAGAGUUUGCGUCGGGGAAACCUUGAGAAGAGUGGUGACGAGAACAGUGAAGAUGAAGAUGAAACUGGAAUGGGUGAUGCUGAUAUUGAUAACGCCGGGUUAAACGAAUAGGUUGAAUCUAGAAGAAAAUUAAUAGAAAGGGGGAGUUGAUGGCAGAUUAUCUUCUCCUCAACCUUGCCAAUGAAUUUUCAUACUAUUUAUUGUUGGAUUGGUUGAGUUAUGUACAUGGCCGGAAAAAGGCUUCUUUUUGGCUACGUGGUAGUUUUUGUUUCCUGAGGUUGCUGAUUGUUAUGCUACAAAAUUUAGUUAAAGACGCCUAUAUGAGAUUAAUUCACAUAGUUCUGGUAAA